GAAAAGCAAGAGUUGGGGCGCAUUGUAAGCCCUGGUGUGAGAUGCAGUAAGAGGCAACACCUGAGAAAGAAAAGGAAACAACGGGGAAACGAAAGCUGCGCUGUCUUUCUCAGCAAUCGCAACAUAUUAUCUAGUAUUGACACUGGGAAGUCUGUCAGAGGGAAAUACCGACAGAGGAUGGAGUGGCAUCUUCUAGCGCUGGUUCUUUGCCUGAGUUUGCCACCUUCCACCAAGGCAGACUGCUCGACCCACUGCUUAACCUGCGCACAACAAAGCCCCGACGUAGACACGCUGAUCAACAGUCUGACUUGCACGUUAGAGUGUGAAGGUACCCUUCCAUCCACUGUAGAACUAGACAAAUGCGACAACGUCCUACAGUUAUCCUCUGGCGGUUUGAAAGCAUUUAACCAGAGAAAUGGAAUCACGCCGGCUGAGUCCGAGACGGGUGAGCUCCAGGGUACGUCUGUUGGUCCCAUGUUCAAGCGUUAUGGUGGAUUCCUAAAGAAACUAGACAAAAACAAAAUAUUUACCGUUGUUCCACGUGAAAAUGCUAUUCUCAAAGGCUUGCUCGCGACGAAAGACGAGACUUCGAUCAGAAAACUUGGGGAAAGAGACACCCCGGAGCUGGAGCAAGAUACCGAACAGGAAGGCGGUGCCUCGCAGGACGAACUGGGGGUCUACAACGAUGACUCCUCCAUCCACGAAGCGAAACGCUACGGGGGCUUCUUGAGGAAAUUUGGCCCCAAGAGAAGCGACAACUCCGCGGACCAAAGCAGCCGAGAAGAGUUACAAAAGCGUUAUGGAGGCUUCAUGAGAAGAAUUCGACCGAAACUCAAGUGGGCCAACCAGAAGAGAUACGGCGGAUUUUUACGGCGUCAUUUCAAAAUAUCUGUUCGAUCAGAUGAAGAGCCAGGGUCGUACGACAGCAAUGACCUAUAGAUCACUGACGGCUGUUAUCAUCAAUGCCUUAUUGAACUUCGGUUACAAAUUGACCGGAAUUCUCACUAUUACCUAUUC
Megalops cyprinoides (Indo-Pacific tarpon) is the source of this 1017-nucleotide messenger RNA. RefSeq names its product proenkephalin-B-like. The transcript has 3 exons. Gene Ontology annotation, cellular component: axon terminus; dendrite; neuronal cell body. Gene Ontology annotation, molecular function: opioid receptor binding. NCBI's taxonomy places the organism in Eukaryota, Metazoa, Chordata, Actinopteri, Elopiformes, Megalopidae. Bases 178 to 939 code for a protein of 253 amino acids. The record is from RefSeq and is a predicted model, not a curated record. Gene Ontology annotation, biological process: neuropeptide signaling pathway; sensory perception; chemical synaptic transmission.